Messenger RNA from Lutra lutra (Eurasian river otter), 5138 nucleotides. RefSeq names its product potassium two pore domain channel subfamily K member 2 (gene KCNK2). Gene Ontology annotation, molecular function: potassium ion leak channel activity; outward rectifier potassium channel activity. Bases 524 to 1759 code for a protein of 411 amino acids. Gene Ontology annotation, biological process: stabilization of membrane potential; potassium ion transmembrane transport. The record is from RefSeq and is a predicted model, not a curated record. The transcript has 7 exons. Gene Ontology annotation, cellular component: membrane. NCBI's taxonomy places the organism in Eukaryota, Metazoa, Chordata, Mammalia, Carnivora, Mustelidae.
GGGCGGCCGAGCUGCGGGCAGGAGGGCGCCCGGCGCGCCGAGCCGGUGCCACACCCCCCGCCCCCCGGGGCCCAAGGGCUUUGCCGGGGGAGACACACAAAGACAUGCGAAGAGGGGCUGAGCGAGGCUCGCGCACAAAGACGCCGGGGCGCACGGCCGCUCGGGCUGCACCGACCGCCCCCGCGCCGCGCCGCGCCGGGGACGGGCCAGCGCGGAACCCGGGGCGGAGCGCGCGGCGGCGGCGGCUGCCGGCCGGCGCGGGACCCGGGUCGCCCGCGCUCUCCGGGUGACCCGGGCCCGGCCGCAGGCGCGUGCGGGGGCGGCGGCGCCCGCGCCCAACUUGGCCUUGGCCUCGCCCUCUGCCCAGCCCGCCGGUGUCCCCUCCUUCCCGCGAUUUCGUUUCUUCUCACGCUCCCCCCCACCCCCUCCCGCGUCCAGCCCCGCUCUCCCCACCUUGUAAAACAAAGCCGGGGAAAAUGCCUGCCCGUGCAGCUCGGAGCGCGCAGCCCGACUCUGAAUAAGAAUGGCGGCACCUGACUUGCUGGACCCUAAAUCUGCCGCUCAGAACUCCAAACCGAGGCUCUCGUUUUCCACGAAACCCACAGUGCUUGCUUCCCGGGUGGAGAGUGACACGACCAUUAAUGUUAUGAAAUGGAAGACGGUCUCCACGAUUUUCCUGGUGGUUGUCCUCUAUCUGAUCAUCGGAGCCACCGUGUUCAAAACCUUGGAGCAGCCUCAUGAGAUUUCACAGAGGACCACCAUUGUGAUCCAGAAGCAAACAUUCAUUUCCCAACACUCCUGUGUCAAUUCGACUGAGCUGGACGAACUCAUCCAGCAAAUAGUGGCAGCAAUAAAUGCAGGGAUUAUACCUUUAGGAAACACCUCCAAUCAAAUCAGUCACUGGGAUUUGGGAAGUUCCUUCUUCUUUGCUGGCACUGUUAUAACAACUAUAGGAUUUGGAAAUAUCUCACCACGCACAGAAGGGGGAAAAAUAUUCUGUAUCAUCUAUGCCUUACUGGGAAUUCCCCUUUUUGGUUUUUUGUUGGCUGGAGUUGGUGAUCAACUAGGGACCAUAUUUGGAAAAGGAAUUGCAAAAGUGGAAGAUACAUUUAUUAAGUGGAAUGUUAGUCAGACCAAGAUUCGCAUCAUCUCGACGAUCAUCUUUAUACUCUUCGGCUGCGUACUCUUUGUUGCCCUGCCCGCGAUCAUAUUCAAGCACAUAGAAGGCUGGAGUGCCCUGGACGCCAUUUAUUUUGUGGUCAUCACUCUAACCACCAUUGGAUUUGGUGACUACGUGGCAGGUGGAUCAGAUAUUGAAUACCUAGACUUCUACAAGCCUGUCGUCUGGUUUUGGAUCCUUGUAGGACUUGCUUACUUUGCUGCUGUCCUCAGCAUGAUUGGAGACUGGCUCCGAGUAAUAUCCAAAAAGACAAAGGAAGAGGUGGGAGAGUUCAGAGCCCAUGCCGCUGAGUGGACGGCCAACGUCACGGCCGAGUUCAAGGAGACCAGGAGGCGCCUGAGUGUGGAGAUCUAUGACAAGUUCCAGCGCGCCACCUCCAUCAAGCGCAAGCUGUCCGCGGAGCUUGCCGGCAACCACAACCAAGAGCUGACGCCUUGCAGGAGGACCCUGUCUGUGAAUCACCUCGCCAGCGAGAGGGAUGUCUUGCCUCCCUUACUGAAAACUGAGAGUAUCUAUUUGAACGGACUGACGCCACACUGUGCAGGCGAGGAAAUUGCUGUUAUUGAGAACAUUAAAUAACCCUCUCUUUGAAGAACCUGAGGCAUAGCCAUAGGUGAGGACUUCUUUAUGCUCUUUAUGACUGUUGCUGGUAGCAUUUUUUAAAUUGUGCAUGAGCUCCAAAGGGGGAAAAAAUAAUAGAUACACCCAUCACGGCCAUCUACCAUCGAGAGAAUCUGGAAUUCUGAGCCAGCACUAUCUUUUCGAUGAUGCUUGUGGAGUGGUCCACUUUCCUCGGCAAGUGGAAUGGAACAAGCAAUGUCUGAUGCCUUUUUGUGCCCAGACUGUUUUCCUCCCUCUUUUCGUAACGUGCCAUAAGGCCUCAGAAUGAAUUCUAAUUGUUUCUGGUAAUCAUGUAGCUUCGAGGGAUCAGUCCUUAACUUUUCAGGGUCUACCUAACUGAGCCUAGAUAUGGACCAUUUAUGGAUGACAACGUUUCUUUUUGUAAAUGGCAAGAGAUUCUUAUGCAGCCUUUUACCUAAGAAAUUUUCUGUCAGUGCCUUAUCUUCCGAAGAAACAGAACCUCUCUAGCUAAUGUGUGGUUUCUCCUUCCCAGCCCCACCCCUAGGCUCACCUCUGCAACCCUUUAUCCCACAACUCCCGUUUGAACACCAUACCUUGCUGGGAACAGUGCGUACACUGAAAUGAUGAUGCCCGAAGAAGGAAUAGAUGCCAAAUUAGAUGGACAUUGAAGCAACACUCAGAAAUUCUAGCGUUAAAGGCACUGCAAAGAAAUGAGGUGCACAGACGGCCCCAUAUACACAGUAUAAUUAUUUCCAACGUGGUAAAAUUGGCUGCUCCAAACAGUCCCUUUUUUUUCCCUGGCAGUAAUUGGAUGUUAUCAUUCAUUCAUCACUACACCUUAAAAGGCAGAAGCAGAAGGAAAAAAAAAAAUAUAUAUAUAUAUAAUGCUAUAUAUAUAUAUAUAUAAUGCUAUAUAUAUAUAUAUAUAUAUACAUACACACACACACACACACACACUCUCAUAUAUGCUCUGACAGAAGAAAAGCUGUUAAACACGGAUCUUACUAGAGGUGAUUUAAGACAACUGGUGUGAAUUACCGUUCUGAAGAAAAGAAGAUAGCACAAUAAUGUGUUACAACCAUUUGCUAAUAAACAUUAUGCUGCCAGCCCCUAUUUGCUUUUGUGAUGUGGAAGACUUACCCGAUGUUUCUUUCCCUGGGUGACUUUUGCCAGACAGGAGGUGAUGCUGUGGUUGGAGUUGGGCACAGCCUCGCCUGUGUGGGUGCCCCCCUGGAGCUGUGACUGAGCAUGAGAGCAGUUAAAACUGGGAUCACUGUGAUAUUGCACAUGGGAAAAAAUGCAGAUUGCAGGCAUAAUUCAUCUUUGACAUCAGAGAAAAAGCUGUUCUAGCACAAUUUAAAUCUUGAGAGCUUUUUUUUUUUUUUUUUAAAGAUAGAAAAGGCUGAUAACCCUUUUUAGUUGAGUUUUAUAUCCUGUAACUCUUUGGAUGUUUCCAAGAUUCAGAAGAAAUUCAUUAAAGGCACCUAGUAGAUUGCUACUCUCUUUUAUUUUCAUACUUAGAUCUGCUGUACUUUGUAUAUAUAAUUUUUCAAAUGCAGAAAGAAGACAACUUCCCCAAAUACAAUUGCAAAUAUUUCUUUUAUCGGGGGGGGCGAGGGUGGUGGAAAUAUCUGAAUAUAUCUGAAUAAGUGGCAUUCAGAUUAGGGACUUAAAACAUAAACUGAGGAUCUUAAAAAAAAAAAUCUAAAUAGAUGCUUAUUUUCCAAAAUUUAAAUUUAAGCUAGAAAUGUAAAUAUUCAGUUAACUUGUUGAAGGUACUUUUAUAAACUUAAAAAAAUUCUAACCAAAAUUUUAGAAAGUGAGGCUCUUUUAGAAAGAAAUCUACACCCAUUUCUUCGAUAACUGUUAAAGUUCCUAUGGUGAAAUGCACCAUGUAUAAACUGUGAAUUGUAUUGACAAAUAAAGUUUGUAAUUAAAGUCAGCAUUUUCUGAGUCUCCUGCUUGCAGCUAAGAAUGGAGAUGGGAUUCUAGCCAAGGAGAACUCCAGGAUGUCACUUUUCAUGCUGAGUUUUCUGUGGCGCCUUCGUUCACAAUAUUCAAGAACUAUUCUUGAUGCAGUAUUACUACCCUUGUUAAAUAUGUGCAGAAUGUUCUUCUUGGUGACUGUUAAUCAAAAGUAAAUUAUCCGGGCAUUUCCCUUUUGCAAUACGAUAUUUUAAAUAGCAUGUAAAUUCCAAGAUUGUUUCUACUACAUUAAGACCUAUUAAUGUCUUAUUUUAUCAUUGUUAGACCUUGUCUUGACACUGAAGUAGUCUGAAUGCCAAACACAGGCAUCUGAAUAUUUUUUGUAAGGGAAAAAACAAUCCAAAAUCCUGGCAAUGUCAAAGCCCAAAGAAGUCAGUUGCCAACUAAUCUUCUAGACCUCAUACCGCAGAUGUUGGAACAACAGACCUUAUCAGUAUCUUGCAUAAAUGUAUUGAUUCAUCCCUAAGCACCUUGAUGGCUCAGUAUAUAUCCUAAACCUGGUUGUCAACCUUAUCCUCAAAAUUGGGGAAAAUCUAAGAAAAACUGUAUACCAGUUUUAUUUCCUCAAGCUUUAAUGUGUCUACUUACUGUGAAGAGAAUGUGGGUACAGAUUUUUGACAUGGUCUAGAAUUUCUAGUGAACUUAUUUUUUCAUCAGACCAGUUUAAAGCCUAAGUAGUUUUUGCCCUGAAAAAUAUCCAAAAAAAAAAAAAAAAAAGUCCUAGAAUGAACAAGGAUCAGGAACCCUUUGAAAUCUUAGACAUGGAUUCUUGAUAAGAAUCCUCUACCUUACAGCUAUUAAAUGUAAAAGUGAUUAUUUUGCAGUUCCUUGAAUUUCUUACACAAAUCUAUAUAUUUUGCUACCUAGUUAAUGUCAUCCACCCUCUUUUCAAUAAUAUUUCACUUUUGUAAUGCAGGAAGAAGUAAAACUUCUAAAGCCAAGAGAGAACUGAAUAAUUUGUUUCUUGUGGUCAAUAAAGUGGGAGCAGUCUGUAUGUAGGGCUUGGUUUCUUUCUCAAAUUCUAAGGACCAUGUGAUGUGUAAGAAAGACUAAACCCCACCUCACUUUGUAUAAAAAAAAAUGUGUAGAAUUCUUUGAAUCUCAAAGGCUAGAGUUUCCAAGCAGACUAAAGGAAACUUUAGAUGAAAUACCAAAAACAAAAACAAAUUCAGCCAUUGUGAAGACUUGAGAUAGUUAUUUAUGCCUAAGAACUACAGACCUAGAUCAACUUAUAUUGUUUUCCUUUUUAAAAAAAAAAUUUGCUGUUCUAGUAAAAUCAUAACUUAUUUGUGGUGUGCAUUCCUUAUUAAAGUAUGAGUAUAAGUUUGCUUUUGUAUAAAGUUAAAAGAUGUCUCUAUUUGGAUACUCAUAAUUCCAUUAAAGUUAAUAU